AUGGCCAAAGGUCUGCACAGGGCUCUGCUGCAGCAGCAUCCAGAGGAUGACAGCAAGUGCUCCCCCCGGCCCCAGGACCUGAUCCGGCUUUAUGACAUCAUCUUACAGCUGACCCUUGAGGACCGGGAAGGCAAGGGCCUGUCGUUUUCCUUUGCCUGUAAUCUUGUGGAAUUGCUCCAGCUUCCUGGUUUAGAGGAAGACAAAGUCUUCCAGAAAGAGAUAGGCCUCAAGAUUCUGGUGUUCGAAGCUUACAGGUGUUUUUUCAUUGCUCAGUCCUAUGCGCUGGUGAAGAAGUGGAGCGAAGCACUUGUCCUGCAUGAUAGCAUCCUGAAAUAUGCAGAUGAAGUAAAUUCUGAUGCUGGCACCUUCAAGAACAGCCUAAAGGACCUGCCUGAUGUGCAAGAGCUCAUCACUCAAGUGUGGUCGGAGAAGUGCUCCCUGCAGGCUGCAGCCAUCCUUGAUGCAAAUGAUGCUCAUCAAACAGAGACCUCCUCCUCCCAAGUCAAGGACAAUAAGCCUCUGGUUGAACGGUUUGAGACAUUCUGCCUGGACCCUUCCCUUGUCACCAGGCAAGCCAACCUUGUGCACUUCCCACCAGGCUUCCAGCCCGUCCCCUGCAAGCCUUUGUCCUUUGACCUGGCCCUCAGCCAUGUGGCUUUCCCACCCCUCGAGGACAAGUUGGAACAGAAGACCAAGAGUGGCCUCACUGGAUACAUCAAGGGCAUCUUUGGAUUCAGGAGCUACCCAGGCUCUUCCUCGGGGGUGGAGGAGAUCCUGAUUCUUAGUCUGUAUUGUGAGAAAAUCCCAGCAAGUUCCAUGAUAUUAAAUCCAGGUCUGCAUUGGCCCGGGGCAAGAGUUUAACAUCUUUGGCCCUGCAUUCCUACAGCUUGUGUCUGUACACAUUCUUAAGCAGUGUGUUAGGAGAGCAGCCUGUUGUCUUCUGGUAAACGUGUGCAGGGUCAUCCUGUCUCCUGUACCUCCUGGGAGAGGGGCCGCUGCUGUCUGGUGCCCUGUGAGCUGUGAUUGAUUGCCUUUGGUCAGUAAUGCGUUCAGGAGUCCACACCAGGCACAGAUGGGGCCUUGAAAUGCUUUGUCAUGCUUCAUGUCAUGUCAUGUCAUGAUUUGAAAUGAACUCAUCCUUGCUGUGAGCAUCCAGGAUCCCUUGAAAAGUUUAUCUGUGACUAUGAAACUGGCAACAUCACCCCAGAAUUACGGUCAGCCUUAUUCCCCUUCACCUCCCAGUGAACGCUAAGAAGUUUCAGACAAGCAGAGAGCUCUAUUUUUAGAAGAAAUAUGUUACACUCAGAAAUGAUGAAACCAAAUCUUAUAUUAAAAGGCAAAGAUGA
Molecule: messenger RNA, 1346 nt
Organism: Pongo pygmaeus (Bornean orangutan)
Lineage: Eukaryota; Metazoa; Chordata; Mammalia; Primates; Hominidae
Product: signal recognition particle subunit SRP68-like
Exons: 6
Coding region: 1-861 (286 amino acids)
Biological process (GO): SRP-dependent cotranslational protein targeting to membrane
Cellular component (GO): signal recognition particle, endoplasmic reticulum targeting
Molecular function (GO): signal recognition particle binding; endoplasmic reticulum signal sequence receptor activity; 7S RNA binding
Source: RefSeq, a predicted model, not a curated record